UUUCUAUGGUGAACCAGUCAAAGGAAAUUUAACACUUCUCCUGAAAAACACAUAUUCUGUCUUGCAAGAUAGAGAACUCCCGACAGUUGUCAGAAAAGUGAAUCAAAUCAAUGAAAAUACACCAAUCAUUAUAGAUAUGAAAAAUGAUCUUAAAAUUGAAAACAGUUUUGAAAAUACCGGAUCUUAUGUACUCUAUAAAUAUGAAGUUACCGCUACUGUAACCGAUGCAAUGACCGAACAACAAUCUGAAGCUAAAAUGGAAAUUUCAAUUCAUAGUCAACCAAAUAAAAUCAUACUCCAAGCUCCGAAAGUCUUUGAUCCUGAUACAAACAUUGAGUUUAAGGUUAAAGUUUCAAUAACAGACUUAGAUGAUAAGCCAAUUGAAGAUAAAGGAUCUCCAAUUAAAAUAAUAAUAGAAUGUAAUAGUGGCUCGGAACUUACAAGUUUGGGCUAUGAACCAGUGAAAACUGAAUUCACACAUCACAUUGGAAAAGAUCCAAGUAUAAAAUUAGAAAAUCGUAAUUUUUCAGAAUGUUCUUUGUAUGCUGAAUAUGAAGGUGUUAGAUCUCGAUCAGAAAUAAUCCAGAAAAAUGUAGACACCUUUUUUUUGGAUGUUUUAACAGAAAGUCCUGAAGUAGGUAAAAAACUUUUAAUGAAACUUAAAAGCUCUGAUCCGAUUGAUCAUUUUUCAUAUGAUAUUGUAUCAAGAGGCGAUAUAAUUCAAUCAACUCACGUAAAGGUACCAGAUAAUCAAAAAAUACAUAUUUUUGGUUUUGAUGUCACCUAUGCAAUGGUUCCAAAAAUUACAGUCUAUGUUCAUCGUGUUGAUAGUAGAAUCUUUGCUGGACAAAUAAAGGAUAUUUUUACAAAAAGAGCUUUUCAAAAUUCAAUCCAAAUAACCACCGAUGAAGAAGCAAAACCCGGAUCAUUAGUGAAUAUAAACGUGACAACUGACAAAAACUCCUAUGUUGGUUUAAUGGCACUAGAUCAUAGAAUAUUGCAAGGCAUUAACAGUUUAGAUGAUUUAACUGAAGAUCAUUUUUAUACAAAACUUCGAAAUUAUGAUGCUUCAAGUAUUGAUACAAGUUCAUUUCCAGGAAUUAAAGCAGGAUUGAUAACAUUUACAAAUGCUUUUACAAAACUUGGCACAAGAUUUGGAGAAGACGAUAUAAUCCCCAUAUUUGGAAUUCUACCACAAGAUCGAGAUGAAAAUCUGCCUGAACAAUUCGAUAAACCAAGUUUAGAAUUCCCACGUUUACGAAAACUUUUUUCAGAAAGUUGGUUAUAUAAGGAUUUUGAAAAUACCCCAGCAGGAGGUCUCAAUUUAAUGGAAACUGCUCCAGAUGCUAUAACAUCUUGGGCCAUUACUGGCUUCUCACUGAAUCCCACAACUGGAUUAACUCUAACAAAGAAAGCUACAAAUUUUAAAGUUUUUCAAGACUUUUUUGUAUCAAUUGAUUUACCAAACUCAGUUAAAGAAGGUGAAACCGUUGAGGUCCCCAUUUACAUCAGUAAUUAUAUGAAGAAAGACGCUAUGACUAAUGUGAUGAUCGAAAAACAUAGCGACAAUAUUGAGAUUUUUAAGACCCCUGAUACUGUUUUGAAGCCUAAAGAAGCUAUAUCAAAACUUGUACCUGCAGGUAAAAGAGAAAAGGUUUUAGUAUUUCUAAAGCCACUCAAGUCAGGAUUACAUAACGUAACUGUCAAAGCUUUGUCCCCCAUGGCAAGUGAUGCGAUUUUAAAGACCCUAAGUGUCAAAUCUGAUGGGGUCCCUUAUGAAAUCUCAAAAACCCACCUGAUUCAUUUACCCGAAGAAGGCUCUGAUGAAAAAGAAAUCACAAUUGAUAUUCCCCCAAAUGCUGUAGCGGGGUCUCAGAGUGUUGAACUUUCAAUAGCUGGUGAUGUAUUUAGACCUCUAUUGGCAAGCCUUCAAAAAAAUGCACGUGUUCCUUAUGGAAAUGGUGAAGACAAUAUGAGAUUUAUUAUCUCAAAUUCACUAGUUUUAGAAUACCAUAAGGUUCUCAAUCACACAUCACCAAGUUUAGAAAACAAAAUUAAACUUUAUUUAGAAAUUGGCUACCAAAAUCAACAAUGUUUCCAACAUUUAGACGGGUCUUUUGGACUUUUCGAUAAGAAAACUGAAAGAAGUGGUGAUAUUUGGCAAACAGCUUUUGCAUUGUGGGGCUUAAGGCAGUCGAAAAAAUUCAUAAAAAUUGAUUCGAAAGUCUUUGAAAGAGGCUUGAAGUACCUUAAAGAGAGGCAAGAAGAAAGUGGUGGUUUCACAUCGAGAGAGGGUAUUAAAAAAGAUCUUGAGUACACAGCUUUUAUUGUGAUUGUAUUUCUAAUGGAUAAUGAUUGGAGAACUGCUCAUAAUGAUGUUAUUUUUAAGGGUCUUAAUUAUUUGUACGAAAAGUCUAACAAUUUGGAACAAUCUUCAGUUUCGGUCUUGUCAACAUAUGUUUUACUUUUGGGAAGGCAUGAAAAAGCUAGAGAAAGAGUUAAACAGCUUACAAAAACUGCUUCUUUGAAAAACAAGAAAAUGCUUUGGGAAGGAGUAGAUACAGUUCAAUCACACCUCGAAACAACUGCUGAUUGUUUGAUGAAUCUUUUCGAAUCCAAUAAAAAAGUUCGACAGAACUUUCACAUUAUACAGGGCUUAAUAGCUUCAGACGAUGGCAAAACAUCUUUAACUCACAUGAUAGCUUUGCAUGCAAUGAUUAUACUCGUUGAUGGUCUAAACUUGAGUCGAACAAAUCUCAGUAUUUUAUAUAAAGAAGAAGAUCAAAGAAAAUUUGGUAAAUUUCAAGUGAAUUCGGAAAACUCACAAAUGAUACCAACUUUUAAGCUUUCGGAAAAAUCGCAAAAAAUCAAGUUUCAAAGCAAAGGAUAUGGUUUUGCUGUGGUAGAUGUCAAAUACAAAUAUAAUUUAGUAAAUGAUGUGGAAUCAUCAUCGAGUUAUGCAGCCAAUAUUACAAUUUUGAAAACUACGAAUUAUUUAACUGUUUUUAAGGUUUGCGCAAGUGAUUUUAGAAAUGAUGAUGAACACCAUUUGACGGUUAUGGAAGUUAAUCUGCAAUCUGGAUAUAUAUUUACGGAGAGAGCCACACCAGAUGUUGGUUUAACUUGGAAAUUUAAGUCGAUUAAAGUUGAUCCCAGCCAAGAUAAGGUGGUAGUGUAUAUUGAAAAUUUGAACAAGAUUGGAAAUUGUUUGAAUGUGGAAGCUUUGAAAAAGUACAAUGUGAUUAAUGCUAAGCCUGGAUGGUUGGUUCUUUAUGAUACUCAUAAAAGAGAUGAAAAAAUUGCCAAAAGCUUCAAACUAAAUGAGAGUUGAUCAACCAAGGAUAGAUGAAAAACUAGGUUGCUAAUUUUAAUAUGAAUUUAAUAUUUUUGUUUUAAUUACUAAUAUUAUUUUGUAUUAUGAAUGUAUUUAUUUGCAAAACAAAAAAUGAUAUCAUAUUUUAAUAA
Messenger RNA from Episyrphus balteatus (marmalade hoverfly), 3465 nucleotides. Its product is annotated as CD109 antigen-like. The record is from RefSeq and is a predicted model, not a curated record. NCBI's taxonomy places the organism in Eukaryota, Metazoa, Arthropoda, Insecta, Diptera, Syrphidae. The coding region runs from base 137 to 3331 and encodes 1064 amino acids. Gene Ontology annotation, molecular function: endopeptidase inhibitor activity. The transcript has 13 exons. Gene Ontology annotation, cellular component: extracellular region.